Molecule: messenger RNA, 2538 nt
Organism: Hylaeus volcanicus
Lineage: Eukaryota; Metazoa; Arthropoda; Insecta; Hymenoptera; Colletidae
Gene: KFase
Product: kynurenine formamidase
Exons: 10
Coding region: 1611-2495 (294 amino acids)
Source: RefSeq, a predicted model, not a curated record
AAUUGGCAUUUCAGAUUUCAGCUUUAUCGUGACUGUUGCAUCCACUAGCCAAUAAUAGAUCAAUAAAUCAUUCGUGAAUCUAGACUUCGACUCGAGCAUAUUUGACGAAAUAGGUGAAAUAGGAUACACCAGUAAAACGAAACAGUUCCAGUGAUGCUCCAACUGCUCCGAAAGGCUGGUAAACUGAGAAAGAGUUCUUUGGAUCUCCCAAUAUCAUUCGUAAUAAAACAACUACUCCAAGUCGGUCCUGUGGCGCAACGGAUAACGCGUCUGACUACGGAUCAGAAGAUUCCAGGUUCGAAUCCUGGCAGGAUCGGUUAUAUUUUUUUUUUUUCUCGUUUGUUUUAAAUACACAUUUACAUUUCCACGUGUCGUAACAUAAUUUUAAGAAAAUCUCCUCGGUUUCAGGGAUCGUUCACGCCGUCUGGAGGUGAAACUAUACAGGCAGAGCCAAACGAGAAUAUUACCAACAACGGCGAAACUUUCGAAGAAUCGUGGGAAUUUAAAGAAACGCGUUACUCGAGUGACUCGACGUUUUCUAUAUUCGGACUUGAGAGUACAAGUAGUUUUUUCGACAGCUUUUCCUUAGCAUAGUUAUCGUAUCACUGUUUCCCUUGCUAAGUACUUGCUAUUGAACUCGUUGAUGGUAGGUUUAGGCUGGGAAAGGAAUGCUCCCACGCGUGGGAACUAGUCGAUGCGAUUAUACUGUAAUCGUUAUAGCAACGCAAGUUGUUACAAUGUUUACAUACAAUGUAAACAGCUCAGAGUAGAGUUCAGCGAGAGUAGAGUAAUAUAAAUAGCGGAAUUAAAGAAAACCGUUGUAAAUUUCGCCGUAGGCAAAUGCGAGAUACCCCGGUUAAUUCCGUGAAAACUAAUUGGAAGCGGGCGUAGUCGUCGGGUCAAAUAAAUUAACCCGGUGUGCACUCGAGAAUCGGUUGCGAGACGUGUAAACCGAGAAUGGCUAUCGCGAGGGGCUAUCUUAGUUUCACGUAUCUAUUACAUAAGAUUAUUAUCGUUUUGUUACGGAUUCGACGAAACCGUAUGGAUCGCACGUUUGUAGCAUUUUCUUCGGUCUGCGCUUGCAUUUUUAUUUACACGCUUGCGUAAAUAACCGUCUAAAUAAGCGUCUAAAUCUCUUUUUCAAUUUCAGAAAAAGAUCCGGAGAUUGUCGGAACGCCAGUUUGGAGGCAAAGAUGGCGCCAAUAAUUCCUUCAUUCGGAUUUGGCUACCUCGUGCUCGUCGAACCGGCGAAUUUUUGACCGGGAAAGGUUUCUCUUACCUGUGGUCUGCGGGCAAGCGUCGACGUGGCACGAUAUUCGAUACAUCAGCUGCUACGGGUCUACCAUCUACCUGUGACUUCUCUAUAGAGAAUGGUGACGCGUCACGGAAGAGUGGGACCGGUUUUUCUGGUUUUCAAUCUCUCCAACCGUAUCCCAUUCUCGCUACCUUCUUUGCGAGCUCACGAUAAACUAUAAGUACACGUCAACAUCGCCAUUCCCACUACUAUCAACUUGUUAAUAAAAGCACAACGAGGCUAGUAGACCUUCUAGUAAGUCUUUGGCAGCCAGUUAAGGAACCAAAAAUUACUCUAGCACAGUUAUUUAACGAAAAUGUCGGUCUCGAAUCAUGAGGCGAACUAUACGCCCAGCAUGUGGAGCAAGAGAUUUGGCCACGUAGAAGUGCUGCAGUAUCAUUACAAAUUUAUUACAGAAGCCACAAAGAAGGCUCGUAAAACCCUCAAGUGCAAACUCGACAUUCCAUAUGGACCUACAGACCGAACUAAGUACGAUAUAUAUGGAACAGAUCUACCUGAAGAUGCUCCGAUAUUUGUAUUCAUACACGGUGGAUAUUGGCAAGAAGGUAACAAAGACAUAUCUGCUGUUGCUGCGUCAGUUUUUGUAGCGAAUGGAAUCAAAGUUAUAACUGUUGGCUACGAUCUGUGUCCACAGGUUAAACUUGGAGAUAUAGUAUCGCAGAUUAAAAUAGCAGUCGAAGAGAUAUUGAAGUCUCCUUCGAACCAAAAGAGUAGGAGUGUAUGGAUCGCUGGUCACAGUGCAGGCGCGCAUUUGGCAGCUAGUCUUUUAUUCGAUGAAUCGUGGCUGAAUAGAAUGACAGAACAGGGACAUUUGAGUCUGUUGAAAGGUAUCGUCAUAAUAGGUGGUAUCUUUGAUUUGAAAUCCCUUCUUGGUACUACUAUUAACGAUGCUCUGAAGCUUACGCAAGCCGACAUCGACGCGUAUAGUUUUACCAUCGUCGACACGACAAAGAGCAAGCCCAUACGGGGGUUGAAAGUCAUCGUAACCGAUGGAGAAUGCGAUACUCCAGCGUUCAUCGACGAAUCGCGUAAAUGCGCCCAGAAACUGGUUACAAUGGUGGACGACGUUGAGUAUAUUUUACUCAGAGAAAAUACCGAUCACUUCGACAUCGUAGAGAGGCUCACCGAUCCAGAAUUCGCCUUGACGAAGGCCUUACUGAAUAACAUAACUCGCGACUAACAAGGGCAAAAGUACGCAAAUAAAUAACGUCAAGUCGUACAGU